Molecule: messenger RNA, 2385 nt
Organism: Indicator indicator
Lineage: Eukaryota; Metazoa; Chordata; Aves; Piciformes; Indicatoridae
Gene: CDH18
Product: cadherin 18
Exons: 11
Coding region: 1-2385 (794 amino acids)
Biological process (GO): cell-cell junction assembly; cell morphogenesis; homophilic cell-cell adhesion
Cellular component (GO): adherens junction; catenin complex; plasma membrane
Molecular function (GO): calcium ion binding; cadherin binding
Source: RefSeq, a predicted model, not a curated record
AUGAGAAUUACAAGUACAUCUUGUAUCUGCCCAGUGCUAGUUUGUCUGUGUUUUGUGCAGAGGUGUUAUGGAGCUGCUCACCAUGGCUCCAUCAAGGUGACCAGAAAUCAAACCAAACACGUAGAAGGCGAAACAGAAGUGCAUCAUCGUCCCAAGCGUGGAUGGGUGUGGAAUCAGUUCUUUGUUUUAGAAGAACACAUGGGACCAGAUCCUCAGUAUGUAGGAAAGCUACACUCCAAUUCUGACAAAGGUGAUGGAUCAGUCAAAUACAUCCUUACUGGAGAAGGGGCAGGAACUAUAUUUAUUAUUGAUGACACAACUGGAGACAUCCAUUCAACCAAAAGCUUAGAUCGAGAGCAGAAGACACACUAUGUGCUCCAUGCCCAAGCUAUUGAUAGACGGACAAACAAGCCACUUGAACCUGAGUCUGAAUUCAUUAUCAAAGUGCAGGAUAUCAAUGACAAUGCACCAAAAUUUACAGAUGGACCAUACAUUGUUACUGUGCCAGAGAUGUCUGAAAUGGGUACAUCUGUUCUGCAGGUGACAGCCACAGAUGCUGAUGACCCUACAUAUGGAAACAGUGCCAGAGUAGUGUACAGUAUUCUUCAGGGACAGCCAUAUUUCUCUGUGGACCCUAAAACAGGAGUCAUCAGGACUGCCUUGCACAACAUGGACAGGGAAGCCAGAGAGCAUUAUUCUGUUGUCAUUCAAGCCAAAGAUAUGGCUGGGCAGGUCGGAGGGCUGUCAGGGUCAACAACUGUAAAUAUCACACUCACUGAUGUGAACGACAAUCCACCCAGGUUUCCUCAGAAACAUUAUCAACUCUAUGUUCCUGAAUCAGCUCAAGUUGGAUCAGCAGUUGGCAAAAUAAAAGCAAAUGACGCAGACACUGGUUCAAAUGCAGACAUGAAGUACACAAUUAUAAAUGGUGAUGGCUCUGGAGUGUUCUCCAUAUCUACAGACAAAGAAACAAGGGAAGGAAUUCUUUCUCUGAAAAAGCCACUCAAUUAUGAAAAAAAGAAAUCAUAUACACUUAACAUAGAAGGAGCCAAUACUCACCUUGAUUUCCGGUUUUCACAUUUGGGACCGUUCAAGGACGUAACAAUGCUGAAGAUCAUUGUUGGCGAUGUGGAUGAACCUCCCCUCUUCACUAUGCCUUCCUAUGUCAUGGAAGUUUAUGAAAAUGCGAAGAUUGGGACUGCUGUUGGCACAGUAACAGCACAAGAUCCUGACACAGCCAACAAUUUAGUAAGAUAUAUAAUUGAUCAUAACACAGAAGAAGAUAGGUAUUUCACCAUUGAUGCUAGUACUGGGACCAUUAAGACUGCCAAAAUCUUUGACAGAGAAGAGACGCCUUGGUACAACAUCACAGUGACUGCUUCUGAGAUAGACAAUCCUGGGUUAGUGAGCCAUGUUCCAGUUGGUGUUAGAAUCCUGGACAUCAAUGACAACCCUCCAGAACUUGCCAGAGAGUAUGAUGUAGUUGUCUGUGAGAAUGCAAAGCCUGGUCAGGUAAUUCAGACUAUCACUGCAACUGACAAAGAUAACUCUGCAAAUGGGGCAAGAUUCCAUUUUUUCCUUGAUGAAGGGCGUUCUUUGAAUCCCAACUUUACUCUAAGGGACAAUGAAGAUAACACAGCCAGUAUCCUGACAAGACGAAAGAAAUACAGUCGAACCACUCAAGACAUGUAUUACCUCCCGGUUUUGAUUUCCGACGGCGGAGUGCCCUCUCUCAGCAGCAGCACUACUCUCACAAUUAAGGUUUGCGCCUGUGAGAGGGAUGGACGAGUGAGAACUUGCCAUGCUGAAGCUUUCCUCUCCUCAGCUGGCUUGAGCACAGGAGCUUUAAUUGCAAUAUUGCUCUGUGUUGUCAUUCUUCUUGUUUUCUCUUUAGCAAUUGUGGUCCUUUUCAUCACCUUAAGACGCAACAAGAAGGAGCCCUUGAUCAUUUCAGAAGAAGAUGUCCGGGAAAAUGUUGUGACAUAUGAUGAUGAGGGCGGUGGAGAGGAAGACACAGAAGCAUUUGACAUCGCAGCACUGCGGAAUCCAUCAGCUGCUGAGGAGCUAAAAUACCGGAGGGAUGUUCGUCCUGAAGUGAAGCCUAUGCCCAGGCAUCAUACCUCCACAAGCCUUGACAGCAUAGAUGUUCAGGAAUUCAUUAAACAAAGACUGGCAGAGGCUGAUCUGGAUCCCAGUGUACCCCCUUAUGACUCCUUACAGACAUAUGCCUAUGAGGGUCAUAGAUCAGAAGCUGGAUCGAUCAGCUCUCUGGAUUCAGCCACAACACACUCUGACCAGGAUUAUAAUUACCUUGAGGACUGGGGACCUGAGUUCAAGACACUAGCUGAACUAUAUGGGGAAAUAGAAUCAGAAAGAACAACUUAG